CUCUCCAACUCAAACACACACACACUCAAUCAUGACCACCGCUGCCAGACCGACAUUUGAUCCAGCUCGUGGAAAGGGCAGUCAGGCACCUACACGCAUCUAUAGUUCGCGUGAUCUCGCAUCACAUACCAAACUUAAGUAUAGAAAGUCUGGUCAAACUGCACAAGAUGAACUCAACCGUUUGGAUUUGAAGGCUCAGCUUCUGAAAGCAGAACAGAAUCAUUUUGAAAAAGUCAAGAGGACUACAAAACUGGCCGAAGGUCUUUCGAACUCUUUCAAGGACGACGACGACGACGAUGUUGAUGACAAUAAAGAUACUACAAAAAAGAUUGGAUCAUCAGCAACACGCUCUUCAGAGGAACCAGCGGAAACACCUUUAGAACGGAAACGGAGAUUGUUGAAGGAGGCUGAACGUCUAGAUAAGGACGAUAGUGAUAGCGAUGAUUCUGAUAAGGGAAGCGAUGAAAGUGAUAGUGACGAGAGUGACAGCGAUGAUGAUGAGGAUGACACUGCGGAAUUAUUACGAGAAUUAGAAAAGAUUAAACGUGAGCGUGCGGAAGAGAAGGAACGUCAGGAAAGACUUCAACGUGAAGAAGAAGAAAAAGAAAGGCAAGCUCAGGCAGCAGCAGGAAACCCAUUGUUAAACAUGAACAAUAAUACUGCAGUCAAGGAUUUCUCUGUCAAACGGCGAUGGGAUGAUGAUGUGAUCUUCAAAAACCAAGCCAGAGGUAUUGACGAUAAACCCAAGAAACGGUUUAUCAACGAUACCCUGCGAUCAGAUUUCCAUAGAAAAUUCAUGAACAAAUAUGUUCAAUAA
Molecule: messenger RNA, 817 nt
Organism: Lobosporangium transversale
Lineage: Eukaryota; Fungi; Mortierellomycota; Mortierellomycetes; Mortierellales; Mortierellaceae
Product: Pre-mRNA-splicing factor Cwf15/Cwc15
Exons: 4
Coding region: 32-817 (261 amino acids)
Biological process (GO): mRNA cis splicing, via spliceosome
Cellular component (GO): catalytic step 2 spliceosome
Molecular function (GO): RNA binding
Source: RefSeq, a predicted model, not a curated record